Molecule: messenger RNA, 614 nt
Organism: Elgaria multicarinata webbii
Lineage: Eukaryota; Metazoa; Chordata; Lepidosauria; Squamata; Anguidae
Product: relaxin-3-like
Exons: 2
Coding region: 1-576 (191 amino acids)
Cellular component (GO): extracellular region
Molecular function (GO): hormone activity
Source: RefSeq, a predicted model, not a curated record
AUGGGGGAGAAGAAGCUCCUGCUGCUCUUGCUCCUGACGACCAUACUGCGCGGUCAGCGCGCCCAGCAGAUUCCCAGCCCCAGCGAGUACGCAGUGAAGCUGUGCGGCCGCGAGUUCGUCCGCGCCGUCAUUUUUACCUGCGGAGGGUCCCGCUGGAAGAGGGUCUCCUUGCAACAGCAGCAGGGAGCGGCGCAGCAGCAGCCACCGCUCCCUGGCGCCGAUUUUGUACAAAGUGACAAAGGACUGGAGGAUAUCAAGUUGCAAUCAGACUUGGAUCCUAAAUUGGAGCAACUACGAAGUGUCAGUCAACCAGCUGGACAGCAGUCACUGAAAGAUUUGUUUAAUUUAUAUGAGGAUUAUAAUGAAUAUGUUCCUACCUCUGAUAACUUCAAUGAAUACAUACGUCAAUUAGAGGAUGCCUCCCACAAAAGUGCAGGUGAAACUGGGUUGGCCAUGGGCUCAAAUAACUUGCCUUGGGUCAAAUACCCUAGAAGAAAGCGUGCAUUCUCUAUGGGAGUGGCUGGAAUAUGCUGUAAAUGGGGAUGUACCAAAACUGAGAUUAGUACAUUAUGCUAAAAAUACAACUAUAACUCUGUAUUUAAUUUUUCAGGAAC